AUGGGAAAUGCCGCAGCUUGGAAGGCGCUCGCAAGUCCUUCGAGAAGAGCUCUGCCACCACCAGUGUCAGAUCCUGGACUGCCUCGGAGCGUUCGUGGCAAACGACUCAAGCCGGAGAGCGAUCAAGAGCUUCCACAAGAUGGUACUAGAAGGCGUCCACUUCGACAAGGUGGCGGUGCUGAGCGUCCUGGAAGCCUGCUCUGGAGCCGGAGACUUGGACAGAGCUGCUCCUAUACGGUUGAGAGAGGCUCGCUCAACAUGUACGUCAAGUGUGGGAGAUUCGAGCAGUCGAAGCUCGUCUUCGAUGCCUUUCCGGAGAAGACCCUCGUGUCAUGGACGUCGAUGGUGUCGAGCUAUGCCGGGAGCGGACGCUCUGCCGAGGCGCUGAAAGCUUUCAAGCUCAUGGACUUGGCCGGCCUGAGAAUGGACGGUGUCGCUCUGGCUUGCAUCUUCGAUGCGUGCGCGGCCUUCACAGCUCUCUCGGACGGCAGCGCUGUCUACUCGAGCGUCGAGGCGAGCGGCGAGAUGCUCGAUGUCACUGCUGGAGCAGCCGCCAUCAACAUGUAUGGAAAAUGCGGAGAUGUGUCGAGCGCGGCGGAGAUCUUCUCGCAGGACGGGGCCUGGGAGUGGAGUUUGAUGCUCUGCACGACCACAGUGGCGGCCUUUGCUCGAAACGGACAUGGCCGACGAGCUUGCGAGCUGUUUGAGUUGACUGAGCGUCAAGGACUAGAACUGGACGUUGUCAGCUUCACCACCAUUCUUGCUGCGUGUAGCGCUGCCGGGCUGCUCCACGAUGGUCACGGGUACUUUGUUUCCAUGAGAGGGGACUAUGCUCUCGCUGCCACCAUGGAUCACUACGUUUGCGUCAUCUCAUGA
Selaginella moellendorffii is the source of this 876-nucleotide messenger RNA. RefSeq names its product pentatricopeptide repeat-containing protein At5g66520. Gene Ontology annotation, molecular function: protein binding; RNA binding. The transcript has a single exon. The record is from RefSeq and is a predicted model, not a curated record. The coding region runs from base 1 to 876 and encodes 291 amino acids. NCBI's taxonomy places the organism in Eukaryota, Viridiplantae, Streptophyta, Lycopodiopsida, Selaginellales, Selaginellaceae. Gene Ontology annotation, biological process: RNA modification.